Molecule: messenger RNA, 1911 nt
Organism: Talaromyces stipitatus ATCC 10500
Lineage: Eukaryota; Fungi; Ascomycota; Eurotiomycetes; Eurotiales; Trichocomaceae
Exons: 2
Coding region: 1-1911 (636 amino acids)
Source: RefSeq, a predicted model, not a curated record
AUGGAGCCGACAAUUGGGCCACAACAGGCCCCAAAGACGUUUGUGCUCUGCUUUGAUGGCACGGGCAACAAGUUCUCAGGAGAUGAGUCGGAUAGCAAUGUCUUGAAAAUAUUUCGAAUGCUCGAUCGCAGUCGCGGAACCCAAUUCCACUACUACCAACCAGGAAUCGGCACGUACGUGACCUCAACUUCUCUUUCGAGUACUGGUACCAUUCAUCGCAUUCGCUCGGCCUAUCUAAAAGCCAAGGAUUCCGCCAUAGGCUCCUCAUUCGACCAGCAUGUCAUGGGCGGAUACAAAUUUCUCAUGCGAUAUUAUGUCCCCGGCGACGAUAUAUACUUUUUUGGAUUCAGUCGUGGUUCAUACAUCGCGCGCUUCCUAGCUGAAAUGCUCGAUUAUAUCGGUCUUCUAGAGGCCGGAAACGAAGAGUUGAUUCGCUUCGCAUGGAAGACAUUCGCAAAGUGGCAACAACGGCGAGGUCAAACUGAGCAGGACCAGGAAGAAAAGAAGAAGCUCUUCAACUAUAUGAAGGCUUUCCGUGAAACUUUCAGCCGCCCAAUCAGUCGAAUCCGCUUCAUGGGGCUUUUCGACACCGUAAACAGCGUCCCGCGAUUUGAAUCUGCGUGGAUGCAGCGAAGCAAAUUUCCAUAUACAGCCCGCAGUUCUGCUCUUGUAAUCCGCCAUGCCGUGGGCAUUGACGAGAGACGAGCCAAAUUUCGCCAAGAUCUGAUUUCAGAGUCGAAGCCAUGGCAUGCGACCCACAGACGUCACGACCACUACUUGAGGGACCAUAUGCACCGUCUUCACCUCAAUCGGGAAAAGCCAGAUGAGGUUCCUAAAAUCACCCUGAACAAUGAUGGUAACGGCGUCGAUUUAGAGAAGGUGGAACAGGAAGAAGAGGAAACUAUUCCUCACCGUGGUCGCGAGGACGGCGAAUCUGUCUACCGAACGCCACGUGGCUCCAGCGCUGGUAGUACACAAAACAUAAAUCGUUACCGUGCACCUUCUCCAUUGUCAAAUCGAAAAAUGAGCCAGUCAAACUUGGGCAUCCCUGAUAUCCACGUACCCGUCGAUGAUUGUGCGUCUACACACAGCGACGUUACGUCUCUACAAAUACCACAUGAGCUGGGCGAGGAUGAUGAGCAAGAGCAGGAUAUUCGGGAGGUUUGGUUUCCAGGCGGACACGCUGACAUCGGGGGUGGAUGGAAACUCGAGAAAGGAGAAUCCUGGGCUCUCAGCCAUGCGCCAUUGGUCUGGAUGGUUCAAGAGGCACAGAAGGCUGGACUGAAUUUUGACACCAGAAAAAUGAAACAAUUCGAAUGCUGCGAAGAAUACGUGGAAAACUACUCGCCCAUCCACGUAUAUGAUCAGGAGCCGGAUUGGUGCUUGGAUGAGAGCCACAGCGCAAGUGCAAAUGGAAUUCAGAUAUCAACAUGUAAAUUGAACGAGACCGAGGACGACCGCAAUACGAGCCGCGCGCUUCAUCGCUUCCUUAACGCCCUCGAGCAUUCCAGCACCAAAGGUAUACUGCAUGAUUGUCUCGAAUAUGGCGCUGGACUUCCGUGGAGUUCUGUGCUCUCCUGGCGUAUAAUGGAGUAUCUUCCUUUCCGACGAAUGGACCUGCAGCCUGACGGAUCGUGGAAACCCAUCCGCUGGCCACUUCCAUGCGGUGAAGUUCGAGAUAUUCCCGCCGGUGCGGAAAUCCACGUGUCAGCCAUUCGUCGUCUGAAAGCUGACUCGAAAUACCGCCCUGGAAAUCUGAUCAUUGGAGGUGGCGGACGUGGCAAAAGAAGAGCACCUGAAGAAUAUGGCAUUGGUGAAUGGGAGAUCUACAGGGACGAAGGCGAUCCGGUCCGAGAGACGUAUAUACGGAAGAAAGCAGGCAAAAAGGCGGAGGAGAAUCAGCAUCCAUAG